UACGCCUCUGAGCUUCUCUGUCGAUAGAGUCGGAUCUUUAGCGCGAUCUUUCUUUGCUCUUGAGUGUGGGAGCAAGGUCCGUUGGCUUAACACAAUUACCCAACAGAUAUGUCGUCCGUAUCAACUUCAAAGCCCUCGUAAAUCAGUCAUAAUUACCUUGGCUUGAUGUCAAAAAGAGAAAGGGAUAGAAAGUAAAAGGGGUCAACUGUGAACCAAUCAUUAAUGCACUUUUUAUCAUCCUACAAUAUUAGUCUGUGCUAGGUAUCCCGUAGGUUUCGGCACAAGGCGUGCGUCGGAAACGACUUUGAGUUCUUCAAUUGGGAAUCCCAUCAAUGAAUAGGCUUGAGCUUCCAGUCCCACUGAAUCACGCAUCUUUCUACCGCCAUGAGCGUCGAACAUGCCAAGAACGCCCAUGGCCAAGUUUCAAUUCUUGCCGUAGAGCCCAAUGACAUCGAUGAUCUCGUUACUAUCCACACCGCCGCGUUCAAGACCGAUCAGUUUUCAAAUUUGAUGCUUCUCGACCGUGAAGAAGGCGCUCAUCAAAACCUCAUGCACAAGUCCAUUCUACACUGGCUAUCGAAUUCCUCUUCUACCAAGCUUUUUAAAGCGGUCGACAAGGAAGGAAAGAUCCUCGGCUGGUCAUGUUGGGUUGUGAAGGUAUCGGAACAAAAGAAACCGGAUGCGAGAAAGGCUUCUCAGGCAUCCUCUGAUUCAAAAUCGAACAAAGAAAAAACACUUUCUGAGAAGGAUACGCCUCGAGAUCCUGCUCGAGUGUUGGGUGGAAUCAUGCACCGAGACAUGACUUCGUGGGAAUCCCGGCAUUUGGGGGGAAAGAAAUAUGCGAUCCUGCAAGCCUUGGCGACAGAUCCUCCAUAUCAGGGACAGGGCAUUGCAACGAAAUUGAUUCAGCAGCGAGUUGAAGAUGUUGAUUCACAUAAUCUUGCGUGCUGGAUCCACGCCUCGCCCUCAAGUUACAGACUUUACGAAACGGCUGAAUUCCAGGAGAUUGGGAAGAGUGAAUAUGAUCUUGGUAAAUGGGCACCAGGAGGGACAGGCGACAAACUUUGCUGGGAAGUUUACAUAUUUCGGUACAUGCUUCGCCCAGCAAGAGCCUGAACUAGAC
Messenger RNA from Colletotrichum phormii, 1123 nucleotides. RefSeq lists its product as uncharacterized. The record is from RefSeq and is a predicted model, not a curated record. NCBI's taxonomy places the organism in Eukaryota, Fungi, Ascomycota, Sordariomycetes, Glomerellales, Glomerellaceae. Bases 385 to 1116 code for a protein of 243 amino acids. Gene Ontology annotation, molecular function: acyltransferase activity, transferring groups other than amino-acyl groups. The transcript has 2 exons.